AUGGCUGUGAAGAGGGUUGCUGUUAUUGGGGCCGGGAUAAGCGGUCUGGUUUCUACUAAAACCUGUCUCGAAGAGGGAAUCGAACCUGUGUGCUUUGAACAGACAGAACAAAUAGGUGGUAUUUGGGUCACCAGCGACCGAAGGGUCCCUGGGACAGAGACGAGGGGCGCCAUCUACGACUGCCUCAUCACAAACUCGAGCAAGGAGAUGAUGUGUUUUAGUGACUACCCAUUCGAUCCGUCGGUCCCACCAUUCAUCAAGGGCAAUCAGGUUCUGAGCUAUUACCAGGGUUAUGCCAAACAAUUUGAUCUUGAGCCACGAAUACGGUUCAACACGAGGGUCAUUCGUGUGGAGCCCACGAAAGACUUUGAUAUGACCGGUCGAUGGCACGUGAAAAGUCAGGGCCCUUGCGGUGAGGUCGACGAGGAGGUGUUCGAUGCGGUGAUGGUGUGCUCAGGGCUUCAUAACAAGAGCUAUAUUCCCUCUUUUCCCGGGAUGGAUGACUUUAAGGGCGACAUCGUUCACAGUUGUGACUUCAGGAACGGAGAGAAAUACGCUGGCAAAACCAUUGUCGUCGUCGGUGGCGCCCAUUCGGCAGGCGAUGUAGCGGUCGAUACCAGUAUGCAUGCGAAAAUGACCUACCUUUCGAUGAAGAGUGGUACGACAGUAUUACCCAGGGCGGGACCAGGGGGUGUCCCCAUCGAUGCUUACAUCAAUCGUCGAGUCAGGGGCUUGGUGCCCCUCGCCCUGUGGAAGAUGUGGUUGCAGUCAUUCAUCUCUUACCGGCUAAAUAUGGAGAGUCUCGGUCUCAAAUCCGAGCGACCACUCUUUUCUUCCACUAGCAUAAUGGUCAAUGAUCUCAUUGGGGUUCGGAUCUGGUGCGGUGCUCUCCAAGCAAAACCUAACAUCGCUCGCUUGACGGAAAGCGAUGUCAUCUUUGUCGACGGCACCGUGGUCGAGAACGUGGAUGUGGUCAUCUUUGCGACUGGUUAUGAGUUCAAAUUUCCAUUCAUCGACAGGUCUAUUCUGCAAGAGUCUUAUAAGGACUUGGAACUUUAUUGGCACAUUUUCCCGCCGCGUCUUUCCCGCCAAACAUUAGCCAUGGUCGGUGCCACCAACUCAGCAGGUGCCCGAGGGCCCAUCUAUGAACUCCAGGCCCGUCUGGCGGCGCGGGUCUUCAAGGGACUGGUCGAACUACCAUGCCAGGAGAGAAUGCUAGAGGAUGUAGCCAGGAGGAAGAAUAUUUUUAAGAAGCUCUUCGACAAUCAUAAGAUACGUUUUGCACCUAUCCCAUACUGUGAUAUGUUAGCUGCAAAAGUCGGAUGCCUACCUCGGUUCAUCGAUCUUCUGAAGUCGGACCCAAUCCUUGCCUUCAAAUUCAUUUUCGGUCCCAACUAUCCGCCAUUUUACCGGUUGGUCGGUCCACAUGCAUGGCCAGGGGCACGGCAUGCAAUCAUGAAAGCAGAGUACAACACAGUCAACCCAACCAGAACCCGGAUAGUUAAAAAUCCAGGAACUGAUCAAUCGAGUCUAUUUUUCAUGUUUCUCUUGGUUGUGUUUCCACUUUGUAUUUUCAUGAUGAUAUUUGUCAUGGUCAUAGGAACAUAGUCAUUGAUAUCUAAUGUUCUCCAUGAUGUUACAUUAAACUGUAUAUUUCGGUCUUUAUGACUCACCUGAUUGCAUGAUGCGCCAAUUCUGGUGAAUUCCCCAUAAACUGUUAAUGAUCAAUGAUGAAAUCUUACAAAGUGGCGCCUGAAUGACAUCAUAAUGCAUGGUUCCGAAAAUUUUAGUGCGUGGAUCAUGCAGAAUGGAGAUGGCUUAAUAUGAGUAGCUAAAAUACAAUGAAGCGUAUUUAAUCAAUUCUAAAAAGUAUAACUUAUGAUAAAAAGAAAAUUAAAGAAAUCUUCGUAUUGUUUUAUUUUUUCUGGGACGUACUGUGAAGACAUGUGUUUCGACCGGCAGCAACCUAAACUUUGUCAAAUAUCAGGUGAGCAGAUACGAACCAGCAGCCUUAACACCUUAAGUCCUCAACUACUCAAAUCGAUCUGGCCACUUUGAAUCCAUAAAGCAACAUUCUUAGCAGUGAUCAAGUCUUAAAGGUCCACCCAAGAAAAAUGUUGAUUUGAAUAAAUAUAAAAAACCCAAACUAGCAUUUAUAACGCUGAAAAUAUCACCAAAAUCGGUUGUAAAAUAAGAAAGUUAUGCUAUUUUAAAGUUUCGCUUAUUUUUCACAAAACA
Lytechinus variegatus (green sea urchin) is the source of this 2238-nucleotide messenger RNA. RefSeq names its product dimethylaniline monooxygenase [N-oxide-forming] 2-like. The record is from RefSeq and is a predicted model, not a curated record. Gene Ontology annotation, molecular function: N,N-dimethylaniline monooxygenase activity; flavin adenine dinucleotide binding; NADP binding. The transcript has 8 exons. Bases 1 to 1608 code for a protein of 535 amino acids. Lineage: Eukaryota; Metazoa; Echinodermata; Echinoidea; Temnopleuroida; Toxopneustidae.